Molecule: messenger RNA, 234 nt
Organism: Acanthoscelides obtectus
Lineage: Eukaryota; Metazoa; Arthropoda; Insecta; Coleoptera; Chrysomelidae
Source: the annotation of a GenBank genome assembly
AUGUCUUCGCGCUUUAAAGCUAACGCUUUGGUGCUGUUAUCCACGUAUCGUACCUUGAUUGAAGUAGGUCACAAAUGUUAUUUUAGAUUUGCGCAUCCUGGAUAUUGGCAUGAAUCUAUUGAUGCUUCUCGGAAGGAAUGUUAUUUGUAUACAGUAAAAUCUUCUUUUGUACAGACCAAGAUAGUGGCUUUCAACUGCCUUAUAUCAAAAUGGAUCAAAUUGAUCAACCAGUAA